GUCAGGUUUGUACCUGAACUCAUGGUCACAGGACUUGGUGGAGGAGCACUCGUGAGCUCACAGGUUUGGUGCCUGAAGGCUGCUUUGCUCAGACGUGGAAGAUCUCUAGGACCCAUGUGAAGUUAUAUAUGUCAGCACCCAUCUGUAAUCCCAGAACCCACAGCGAGGUGUGGCAGAGACCCUGCCUCAGACAAGGUGUGAGGCUUUGCGAGUCAUGGACCGCUACGUGAUCCAGACAAAUAACAGUGCCAGCCUGCCUUCAGUUCUGGAUGUGCAUGUCAAUAUUGGUGGGAGAAGCUCGGGGCAGGGAAAAAUGAAAGGCAGGAAGGCCAGGUGGAAUGUAAGGCCCUCCGACAUGUCCAAUAACACUUUUAAUCCCAUCCGGGCCAUCGUGGACAACAUGAAGGUGAAGCCCAAUCCAAACAAAACCGUGAUCUCGCUGUCAAUCGGUGACCCUACUGUGUUUGGAAACCUGCCUACAGACCCUGAGGUUACCCAAGCCAUGAAAGAUGCCCUGGACUCAGGGAAAUACAAUGGCUAUGCCCCAUCCAUUGGCUACCUGUCCAGUCGGGAGGAGGUCGCUUCCUAUUAUCACUGUGCUGAGGCUCCCCUGGAAGCUAAGGACGUCAUUCUGACAAGUGGCUGCAGUCAGGCUAUCGAGCUCUGUUUAGCUGUGUUGGCCAAUCCAGGACAAAACAUCCUUAUUCCGAGACCCGGGUUUUCCCUCUAUAGGACUUUGGCUGAAUCUAUGGGGAUUGAGGUCAAGCUCUACAAUCUACUGCCUGAGAAGUCUUGGGAAAUUGACCUAAAACAACUGGAAUCUCUGAUUGAUGACAAGACGGCUUGUCUCGUCGUCAACAACCCCUCAAAUCCCUGUGGUUCCGUGUUCAGUAAGAGGCACCUUCAGAAGAUACUGGCAGUGGCUGAAAGGCAAUGUGUCCCUAUCUUAGCUGAUGAGAUCUAUGGUGACAUGGUGUUUUCCGAUGGCAAAUACGAACCCCUGGCCACCCUCAGCACCAAUGUCCCUAUCCUGUCCUGUGGUGGGUUGGCCAAGCGCUGGCUGGUUCCUGGCUGGAGGUUGGGCUGGAUCCUCAUCCAUGAUCGAAGAGACAUUUUUGGCAACGAGAUUCGAGAUGGGCUGGUGAAGCUGAGCCAGAGGAUCCUGGGGCCGUGCACCAUUGUUCAGGGGGCCCUGAAGAGUAUCCUUCAGCGGACCCCUCAGGAGUUCUACCACGACACUUUAAGCUUCCUUAAGUCGAAUGCAGAACUCUGCUAUGGGGCAUUGGCUGCCAUUCCUGGACUCCAGCCAGUUCGCCCUUCUGGAGCCAUGUACCUUAUGGUUGGAAUUGAGAUGGAACAUUUCCCAGAGUUUGAGAAUGAUGUGGAGUUCACAGAGCGGUUAUUUGCCGAGCAGUCUGUCCACUGCCUCCCAGCGACGUGCUUCGAGUACCCAAAUUUCUUCCGAGUUGUCAUCACGGUCCCCGAGGUGAUGAUGCUGGAGGCUUGUAGCCGGAUCCAGGAGUUCUGUGAACAGCACUACCACUGUGCUGAGGGCAGUCAGGAGGAGUGUGACAAAUGACGUGUGCCCGCACACAUUCUCCUGAAGACGUGCGCCCUCACGCAUCCUCCUGAAGACGUGUGCCCUCACGCAUCCUCCUGAAGAUGCGUCCCAUCCAAAGAGGGCUGCACUGGGCUGUUCCCCCUCAGGGAGUCAGGUGUCCAACCAGUCACAUCCUACACAUACCCGGAACCCCAAAUUCUCCCCUCACUCGACUCUGCUGGAGGGACCCAGGAGUUCAUUGCACGCCCCCCCCCCCUUCCCCAGUUUUAUAGCUUCCUUAUCCUGAGAGCACCGGGCAAGCAGGUUUACCAGAAAGAAGGUGGGACAAGAAAAGUGAGAGGUCAGGAUGGGAGAACCAGGAUGACUCCCACGCUGUCAGGAGCAUCCUCUCCACCGGGGUCCCAGGUCACCUCUGGGGCUGCCUCACUUCAGACUCGCCUAGCACUCUUUGCUGUAGAGCUACACUGGGAGGAAUGUGAGUUCGGUUAAUUGUCUUCUCAGCACCUCAGCACACUAGCAAACUAUUUAAAGGGUCCUUGGCAGAAGGUGUUUCUUUUUUUUUUUUUUUUUGUAAAGAAUUAUUUUGCGGCGCCAAUAAAUGCCAGCUUCCUAACCGAUUGGCUUCCUAAGUUUAGCUUCACUUACAUCAGGUUUUCUCAAAAACAGGAAGACACCUCACUGUGGGAGAAAGAAGGGGUGACAGCGCUCGCCACAGACACUGCUGUGUGCAGGCCGGCACCCUCCUCGGAGCCCUCUUGUAGAGGCGUUGUCACGUCUGCUGUCAUGUGAAUGUUGAUUUAUUAAUAUUUGUUAUAUUAUCUUUUCGUAUAUUUUCUAAGAAACAUUUAUAUUAUUAGAUCUUUUAUUUUGUCAAGGGCAUAAAUUAUUAUUUUCUUUUUUAAAAUAAAUUUUAUCAAGUAUG
Molecule: messenger RNA, 2483 nt
Organism: Alexandromys fortis (reed vole)
Lineage: Eukaryota; Metazoa; Chordata; Mammalia; Rodentia; Cricetidae
Gene: Tat
Product: tyrosine aminotransferase
Exons: 13
Coding region: 215-1579 (454 amino acids)
Biological process (GO): L-phenylalanine catabolic process; biosynthetic process; L-tyrosine catabolic process
Molecular function (GO): pyridoxal phosphate binding; L-tyrosine:2-oxoglutarate transaminase activity
Source: RefSeq, a predicted model, not a curated record